Molecule: messenger RNA, 2041 nt
Organism: Morus notabilis
Lineage: Eukaryota; Viridiplantae; Streptophyta; Magnoliopsida; Rosales; Moraceae
Product: GDP-mannose transporter GONST2
Exons: 9
Coding region: 712-1821 (369 amino acids)
Cellular component (GO): Golgi apparatus
Molecular function (GO): antiporter activity; GDP-mannose transmembrane transporter activity
Source: RefSeq, a predicted model, not a curated record
UUUCUGGAAUUCCCGAAUUUUUCAAGUUCAUUUUUUUUUUUCCGCACAUCAGAGGGGGAAAAAAUAAAAAUAAAGGAAACAUAAAACGCCAAAUUCACUUCUUCUUCUCAAGGACUGUUUCUAAGUCACAGUCACAGAAAGAGGAGGAGAUAGUUGAAUUGAAUUUACUCUGAUAACAAGCAUUCUUAUUAAUGGAUGGUUCUGUUCUGAGUCGGAGGGGUUUGACUUUGGAAGCCUCGAAAAUGGAGCCAUCACCCCAAUUAUUCAAAUCCCCCGGACGGUCCUCUCCGUCCUGGAAUCUCGCUCUACCCACUUUUUCUUUCUCUUUCCCUUUCUUAUUGCUCACAUUACCAUUCUCACUACAAUCUCCUUUCUAUUGUGUAAGUGUAUAUACAUUAUAUAUAGAUAUAUAUUUAUACACGCGCACACAGUUCCUUGAGAUCCACAAUCUCGCCUUUUCCCUUCCCAAUUUUGGCGGUUGCCCUUGCGUGCUGUUCAAAAAGAUCGCAUUCACGCCUUUUGCAUGAAUCUUUAAGUGAUUGAAUGAAAAAGAACGCAGAUCAAGGCCAUAGUUUCUGAGAUUCUCUGACUGGGGAGAGUUUCUGAGAAGUAUCUGAAAUUUUCCGCCUCUUUGUUUAAUUUUUUUUGGCAGUUUUUUCGGAGGCGUUUUUUCAUCAACGUUUCGGAUAUUUUUUUUCAGGUGUUUGUAAAAUGUCAUCUGAAUUCAGCUCAAACGGAGCUCAAAGCCAUGAAUUCGACUGCGAGGAUCCGGUGAAUGCCUCCACUAGAAGUAUAGCUACAAAUGCAGAACGUAGAGCUCUCAUUGACAGAUUUUUUAGAGGGAACAGAGGAGCAGUUAGCAGUCAUGGAAUUGAGGUUGAUGGGGAUGAAAAGCGUGAACAUGGAAUAGGGAAAAAGUCGGGACCCUUUUUGUCUGGGGCAGCUUAUUGCAUUUCUUCUUGUAGCAUGAUUUUGCUGAAUAAAGUUGUUCUAUCGGGUUAUAACUUCAAUGCUGGGAUAUCAUUGAUGUUUUAUCAAAAUCUAAUUAGUUCUCUAGUUGUUGUUCUGCUGGGCUUCACUGGAGCGGCUUCGGUGGAAAAGCUUAACUCGAAGUUGAUUAUGGUCUGGAUUCCUGUCAAUGUAAUCUUUGUUGGCAUGCUUGUAUCAGGCAUGUAUAGUUUGAAACACAUAAAUAUAGCAAUUGUGACCAUUCUGAAGAAUAUGACGAAUAUCUUAACAGCAAUUGGAGAAUUGUACUUGUUCCGGAAACAUCAAAAUCAGAAAGUGUGGACUGUAAUGUUCUUGAUGAUUAUUUCUGCUAUAAGUGGUGGUAUCACGGAUCUUUCCUUCGAUAUAGUAGGUUAUGCAUGGCAAGUUUUGAAUUGCGUUCUAACUGCAAGCUAUUCGUUAACUCUACGGCGGGUCAUGGAUGAAGCAAAGAAAGCUACAAGAUCAGGAUCUCUAAAUGAAGCUUCGAUGGUGUUGCUGAAUAAUCUGUUAUCUCUACCCUUUGCCAUCUUCUUAAUUCUCCUUUUUGGUGAAUGGGAAUAUGUAAUAAAUGCGGAUGUCACCAAACUGCCAAUGUUCUGGGUAGUUGCAACAGCUAGUGGGUUGCUUGGGCUCGCCAUCAGCUUCACCUCUAUGUGGUUUUUACAUCAGACUGGCCCCACCACUUAUAGUCUGGUGGGUUCCUUAAACAAGAUCCCUAUCUCCAUUGCUGGUUUAGUGUUAUUCAAGGUGCCGUUGAGUCUAUCAAACUCCUUCAGCAUACUGUUUGGUUUAUUUGCUGGAGUCUUCUUUGCCAGGGCCAAAAUGUCCUGAUUCGAAACCUGACAUUUUUUUUUUCUUUUGCGUGGUGGCUGCAUGAUCAGAUACGAAGAAAUUGAGUACAGGAGUCGGCUUACAAGCUUGCAAGAGUAGGAUGAGGAUACUUUUUUCCCCAUUUUUACCAAUACACAUUUAUACAUGAGGUCUAUAGCAUCUCUUUUCGUGAUUUAUUGCCUUCUAAUUCUUUCAUUGAAUUGUAAAAGAGACUGAAAUC